Podarcis lilfordi (Lilford's wall lizard) is the source of this 909-nucleotide messenger RNA. NCBI's taxonomy places the organism in Eukaryota, Metazoa, Chordata, Lepidosauria, Squamata, Lacertidae. The record is from the annotation of a GenBank genome assembly.
AUGCUUCUGAGGAGGUGGGUUGCUAGAAGUGGGUUGGCGCUGCCCUUUUCUGGGAGAUGCAAGUGUGGUCUUGUGGUCACCUGCCCUCCAGGGGUCUUCUCUGGAAUGACCAGACCCCGCCUAGAGACCUUGUCUGGCUGGGACAGGCAGGAGGAUCCCUUGGGUGCUGGAGCUGGCGCAGAGUCAAACCACAGCAGGCUCUGUCCUUUGCAAACGAUGAUGCGACUCUGCUCUGGGGCUGGCCUGGAGGUCCAGGGCCCCCCAUCUGGCACCAGGCCUCCUGCCUCCCUUUGCCACCUUGCGUCCUCCUGGGGGCUUUCCCUUGCUCACCUGAUUUGGGUCAGACACCAGGCUCCGCGUCCCAAGCACAAAGGAGAGGUCCCCCUGCUCCUCUCCCCACCUUCCUCCCCCACAUCCCUAUUACUGUGCCAGGGGCUUUGGGUUUCUGAAGGCAGGAGUGUGGGGGUUGCCAGGAGUUGCCCAGCUUGCCGGCACAGGGGGAGCAAGUGUUGGGGUUCCUCUCCUUUCUUUGGUUUUCUUUCUUCACAUUUCCAAGCUAUGCAGCUGCGAGGGGAGGGGGAGCCUUCGUCCAGGCCAGGAGACGCAGGCGGAAGCCAGAGAGUGGGAAGACAGGGCAGGUCCCAGCAGGCUGCUUGCCCAUCAGUGGGAACCCAACCCUUCGGGGUCCUGCCCAUUGGCUGGUGGGUGUGGUGGGCCUGCCCCCCAAGGCCCAGCCUCUUCCUUUGUGGGUGCGAGCUCUCGGGAGCACCUCUUGGUCUUCGUCUACUCUAUGCAAAGCCACUCUGCAGGCAGCUGCAGGAGGUUUUCUGCAAAAUCUUGGGAGGGCCUGUAGCCCUGCCCCCUGCAGCCUGCAGAGCCUCUGUGCUUCCUUCCUUGCUUGCUUCUUAG